This is a messenger RNA of Dichomitus squalens LYAD-421 SS1, 2771 nucleotides long. Its product is annotated as SPX-domain-containing protein. Lineage: Eukaryota; Fungi; Basidiomycota; Agaricomycetes; Polyporales; Polyporaceae. The record is from RefSeq and is a predicted model, not a curated record. Bases 17 to 2620 code for a protein of 867 amino acids. Gene Ontology annotation, cellular component: fungal-type vacuole membrane; vacuolar transporter chaperone complex. The transcript is spliced from 15 exons.
CCUCCCUCCGCCCCCCAUGAAGUUCGGCCGCAAGAUAAGCAACGACCUCUACAACGAAUGGAGACCCUUCUACAUCGACUAUAACGGUCUCAAGCGAGAGCUCAAGGACCGGACCAUCUCUCGCAACUGGAACGACCAGGACGAGGUCGAGUUCACGCGCAUGCUCGAGGCAGAGCUCGACAAGAUCCACAACUUCCAGAAAACCAAGACCUACGAGCUCUCGCGCCGCAUCAACGAUUCCGAGAAGGCCGUCAAGCGCCUCGUUUCCGAUGUCGAGCUCCAUAACGGCCACCACGCCGAGCCGAGCACCGCGACGACCGACAGCGAGGCCCAGCAGCGCCGCGAGGGCGUCACCCAGGAUGCGGGCUCCGACGACGACGAUACCGACGACGAGGGCGACGACGCGAUGUCCAUCGACGCCCUCGAGGACCAGUUCGCCCUCCUCGAGGAGGAGGUCGCCACCCUCGUCGCCGACGUCCACGACCUCGCGCUGUACACCAAGCUCAACAUCACCGGGUUCAUGAAGAUACUCAAGAAACACGACAAACAAACGAACCGCCCGCUGAAACCCACGUUCAUUCAAGAAUACCUGGAGAAGCGUCCGUUCUACAAGUACAACUGGGACAGCCUGAUCGUCAAGCUCUCGAGGUUGUACGACCUGGUCCGCACUCGCGGCCACCCCGUGCAAGGGGACUCGAGCGCUGGGGGGAACCAGAGCGCGUUCGUCCGACAGACGACCAAGUACUGGGUCCACCCCGACAACCUGGUCCACCUCAAACUGGCUAUUCUGAAGCAUCUCCCCGUGCUCGUGUUCAACCCUGACAAGGAGUUCGAGCCCAAGGAUGCAGCCAUCUCGUCAGUAUACUUCGACAACGAGGAUCUGGAGCUGUAUCUCGGACGGCUCGAGAAGACGGAGGGCGCGGAGGCCGUCCGGCUGCGCUGGUACGGCGACAUGGACCAGAAGACGAUAUUCGUCGAGCGGAAAACGCACAGGGAGGACUGGACGGGGGAGAAGUCGGUGAAGGCGCGUUUCCCCAUCAAGGAGCACCUCGUCAACGCGUUCCUGCGGGGCGAGUACACGAUGGACGAGGAGUUCCAGGAGCUCGUGAAGAAGGGCAAGAAGACGCAGGCGGAGGUCGACAGCAUGAUCCAGCUCGCGAACGAGGUGCAGUACAGCAUCCUGACGAAGAAGCUCGUGCCCGUGAUGCGGACGUUUUACAACCGGACGGCGUUCCAGCUUCCCGGCGACGCCCGCGUGCGUAUAUCGCUGGACACGGAGCUGACGAUGAUCCGCGAGGACAAUUGGGACGGCCGCAUACGCUCGGGCGACAACUGGCGCCGGAUGGACAUCGGUAUCGACUUUCCCUUCGAGCAGCUGCCGCCCGAGGAUAAGGAGCUGUUCAAGUACGGUGUGCUGGAAGUGAAGCUUCAGACCCAGUACGGGCAAGAACCACCCGAGUGGGUUACCGAUCUCGUCUCGUCGCACCUCGUCGAAGCCGUCCCGAAGUUCAGCAAGUUCAUUCAUGGAUGUGCUACGCUCCUGCCCAACCGCGUCGACCUCGUGCCCUUCUGGCUGCCACAGAUGGAGGUCGACAUCCUCAAGCCCGACACCGGCGUAGUCACCAUCGAGCGCCCCCUGCACACGUCCUCGUCCAAGGGGACCUCCUCCGGCGCCGGGACGUCUGGGAAGACGACCCCCGAGCGCAUGCACUACACCGAGCCCGUCUCCGAGGGCGAAGAAGAGGAGAUGGACCUCGCGCCCGCCAAAGACGAAGACAAGCGCACGGGCCUCUCAAACCAGCAGGUCGCCGCCGCGGUCGCGAUCCGCGAGAAGAACCUCAAGGAACGCGAGCGCGCGCAGCUCCAGCAGCGGCGGGAGGACGCCGCGCACGACGCAGACGCAGACGCAGACGGGAAGUCCGACGCGGGGGAGGAGACGACGCCGUUCCUACGGCGGCGCGGCCGCCAGCAGGAGCGCGAGGCGGCGACGGCGAACGCGAUCGCGUCCGCGCUGGAUCAUACAGCGCAGGCGCGGGCGAUGUCGAUCGACCCUCUCGCGCCGUCGUCUGCGUUUGACGAGACGCUGCGCGAUCGCUUGCGGGAUGACGCGCAGAGGCGGAGGGUCGGAGGCGAGGCCGUUGAGGAUGAGGACGACGAUGCGGACGAUGAGGAGACCGGGGCGGGGGCGAGAGCGCAGCGGGCGAGGGGCGAGGGCCCGUCGACUAACGGCGAGGAUAGGCUCUUGGAGCGGAGCUGGAGGGCGCCGGCGGGCAAGCGGAUCGCGGUGCCCGUGCGGAUCGAGCCGAAGGUGUACUUUGCGGCGGAGCGGACGUUCUUCAAAUGGCUGCACCUCGGCAUCUUCAUCGGGACGAUCGCGACGACGCUGCUCAACUUCGUCCCGCCGGACGACGCGGUCGGGCUGAUCAGCGCGUGGUGCUUCACGGGCGUCGCGCUCGUCGCGAUACUGUACUCUGCGGUCGUCUUCGUCUACCGCGCGUACCACCUGCGCGAGCGCCGCGCGGAGGGCAUGUACUUCGACAUGUACGGGCCGACUGUGCUCUCCGUCCUGCUCGUCGCGGCGCUGGCGACGAAUAUCGGGCUGCGGAUGCGGGAGCUGUGAGGUUCGAAUGGGGGAUGGGUGGUAGGGGGUCGUCGGUCUGACGGAGGAUGCUCCCUCUUACGGACUGCGUUUUGCUCUGCUCUGCGAAUCUCUGUCGCUAUGUAUACCUUGCUUAUACUUAUGACCCUUGCCGCGCACGCGGACCCAUGCC